AUGUACCGCAACCUGGAUUGUGCUGAGCCAGGAGUUCGGUCUGCCAGACUCUCGUGGAUUGCUCUCGCCACUGUUGCUGCAGUCCCGGCUUUGCUUCUUUCCUACGCGCUCGUCCUGAUAUGCAGGAGCGCGUCCGAUGUCGGAUUUGCAAGUGCAGCGCCCAAGAACUCAGUGCAAGAGUUUGCGUAUUGGCAGGACUGGAGCACUGAGACGGAGCAGGCCAAAACCCUGCAGGAGGCCUUGCAGAUGGAGCGUCGAGCAUGGGAAAUGACACGGCAGGAUACUUGCAGCUGGGAGGCUGGAGAUCCGCCUGCGCAGCCUCGCCGGCCGGGGUGGGGCAUCGGCUCCCAGAGAUCCGAGAGGUGUCGGGAGAAUGGCGAGCCCACAGACAGGCUGGCCAGCGCUUGCUGGAAGCAAUGGGUUCAACGCGAGGCCUGCCCCAGAUCCCUCUCGAGGCGGCAGAAUGAGAGCUGUGGGCUGACCUGGCAUGCAGCCUACGACAGAGUGCUUCAGAAGCUCGGCGGGACACUGGACGACUCUUCGGCACCCCUAAGUGACGCAAGUCUUUGCGAUGAUGUGAGGCUAGGAAGACCGAGAUCCUGGACAAAGGAACAGGAACAGAAGUCGCUAGCCUGGUUUCACAGGAAUGUGGAGAUUUACGUCUUGGAAAUGCCUGGCUUGGUGCUUGACAGCGCCCAUGAGACCCUCGCCAGCCUGAGCUCGCAGGGGCUUCGCGCCGCACCCGUUGCAGGCUAUGACCUGAACAUGGACCUGGAUAUGCAGGCGGCCAUCGCGGAUGGAUCCUUGCCAGCAGACUUCGACCUUACGGCUUUCAAGCAGCAGGUGUAUGCGCUGAGCUUGGCUGCAAGUCACUUCCACAUCCAGAACUUGGCCCGAAGAGCUGUGCCACCCAAGCCAAUCACAUUGGUUCUGGAGGAUGGAGUCGCGCUUGCCGAAGACUUCCGACACAAAGUUUGGUCGCUGAUCCAAGAGGAGACUCCAUGCGACUGGAACGUCCUCUCUCUGUCCUCCGGCUGCCCUGUGGGGCGCUGCACGUCACCGCACUUGGCCCGCAUCGAUCCAAAUCUCGGCCUCUCGAUGUUGGAGCGUUGUCAAGAAGCCACAAGCAGAGGCUUUCGAGGCAUCCUGUAUCGCACGGGAACACUAGCUGAUUUUCAGACCAGAUGGAUGCAGGUGGCUUUUGACCCCGGGCAUCCAGACUGCCCGGUGCUAGCAUCCAUCAGCAUUGUGCAUCAUUGCGUGUCCUUGCGCAUGAAGAGUCGGCGGGAAGCCCGGCCCAAGCUCCCCUUGCUGGGCCCUGAAUUCGUGCAGUUCAUGGGUGAUGGCCAAUCUGAGGUGGACAUCUGGUCCAUGGGUUGCAUUUUCACGGAAAUCAACGGCGGACCACUCCCGUACGAGGGCAUCAACACGCUGGCGGAGCUCACAAGAGCGAUGUUGGUGAACAGGAGGACCCCAGUGAUUCCUCCCUCGAUCCCGGCAGUGCUUCUGGCGGUCAUCUCAGCCUGCUACCAGUUCGAUGGCCGCCUUCGUCCUUCAGCAAAACAGGUCUACGACCGGCUACGCGAAGCAAAGAAGCAGCUCAAGGAAGAUGGCUUGCUUGAGUCAAUGCCCAAUAGUUGA
Molecule: messenger RNA, 1641 nt
Organism: Symbiodinium natans
Lineage: Eukaryota; Dinophyceae; Suessiales; Symbiodiniaceae
Source: the annotation of a GenBank genome assembly